UAUUUUUGCUGUUAUCUAAUUCUGAGAGGGAAGCUGGGAGCAGAGGGAGUCGGGAGACAUAGCUCACAACGUCUCCCUCCCACCCGGCUGAAACAGGCUGGAAUCUCUGGGUCUAGAGGCUGAUCUGUCCCUGAAAGCUACCCUCCAACAAGCCUUGAAGAGCUUCUACCUAGGGACUGCCGCUUCGAAGGGACCGAAGGGACCGGGCCCUCUUUGUCCCUCUUCACUGGAGCCGCACUGGAGGCAGCAGCUGCGCCUGGGUGUGCAGCAGGCAGAAAGCAAGGACUAGGCGCCUCUAGCCAGUGGGUGAUCCGAAGGCCUGCUUAGGGUGUUCGAGCCCAGCCUCAACUGCGCCUAGGCACCUCCAGCCUCUGGCCCCUGGAGUAGAGUCAGCCCUCCCGCACAGUUUCUGGAGCAACCACAAAUCCAAUUUGGGCUUUUUUUUUUCCUGAGCAAACCAGAGCUUAGAGAUUGCUGCUCUGAUGCUGGAUUUAAUUUGUAUAUAUUUUGAGCGAGUUGGGGCUCUCCUCGUUAUUUUUUGAUCUCCGUUUUUUUGUGACAGUUCCGCACACCUGCAUUCUAAUUCUUGUCGCUUUGGUCUGCGGCGCCCUCGUGGGCUCCUUGACUUGCAAGUAAAGGGAGCACACCGAAGCUCAGAGCUCGGGGCGAUGUAUCAAAGCCUGGCCAUGGCCGCCAACCACGGCCCCCCGCCCGGCGCCUACGAAGCGGGUGGACCCGGCGCCUUCAUGCACAGCGCGGGCGCCGCGUCCUCGCCUGUCUACGUGCCCACUCCGCGGGUGCCAUCCUCUGUGCUGGGCCUGUCCUACUUGCAGGGCGGAGGCAGUGCUGCUGCAUCUGGAGCCACCUCGGGUGGCAGCUCCGGGGCCGGCCCGUCGGGGGCUGGGCCGGGGACCCAGCAGGGCAGCCCUGGCUGGAGCCAGGCUGGAGCCGAGGGAGCCGCCUACACCCCGCCGCCCGUGUCCCCGCGUUUCUCCUUCCCGGGGACUACUGGGUCCCUGGCGGCCGCCGCCGCUGCUGCCGCAGCCCGGGAAGCUGCAGCUUACAGCAGUGGCGGCGGGGCGGCGGGCGCUGGCCUGGCCGGCCGAGAGCAGUACGGGCGUCCGGGCUUCGCCGGCUCCUACUCCAGCCCCUACCCAGCCUACAUGGCCGACGUGGGCGCAUCCUGGGCCGCCGCCGCUGCAGCUGGCCCCUUCGACAGUCCAGUCCUGCACAGCCUGCCCGGACGGGCCAACCCUGCAAGACACCCCAAUCUCGUAGAUAUGUUUGAUGACUUCUCAGAAGGCAGAGAGUGCGUCAAUUGCGGGGCCAUGUCCACCCCACUCUGGAGGCGAGAUGGGACAGGACACUACCUGUGCAAUGCCUGUGGCCUCUACCACAAGAUGAAUGGCAUCAACCGGCCCCUCAUUAAGCCUCAGCGCCGACUGUCUGCUUCCCGCCGGGUAGGCCUCUCGUGUGCCAACUGCCAGACUACCACCACCACGCUGUGGCGUCGUAACGCUGAGGGCGAGCCCGUGUGCAAUGCCUGUGGCCUCUACAUGAAACUCCAUGGGGUUCCCAGGCCUCUUGCAAUGCGGAAGGAGGGGAUUCAAACCAGGAAACGGAAGCCCAAGAACCUGAAUAAAUCUAAGACACCAGCAGGUCCUUCUGGCGAGAGCCUCCCUCCCUCCAGCGGUGCCUCCAGCAACUCCAGCAAUGCCACUAGCAGCAACAGCAGCAGUGAAGAGAUGCGCCCCAUCAAGACAGAGCCAGGGCUGUCAUCUCACUAUGGGCACAGCAGCUCCAUGUCCCAGACAUUCAGUACCGUGUCCAGCCACGGGCCCUCCAUCCAUCCAGUGCUGUCGGCUCUGAAGCUCUCCCCACAAGGCUAUGCAUCUCCUGUCACUCAGACAUCGCAGGCCAGCUCCAAGCAGGACUCUUGGAACAGCCUGGUCCUGACUGACAGUCACGGGGACAUAAUCACCGCGUAAUCAGCGCUCCCCCUAUCCUUCUUCAAAUUCCUGCUCGGACUUGGGACCUGGGGGCCAGCAAAGUUAAAGGCUGGGGCAUCCUUGGCCAGCCCCUUUGUCUGGAAACAACUCCUGAAGAACAACUGGGUAGAACUUGAAGUUGUUGACAAUCACUUAGGGAAAUGGGUGCUGAGUUGCUUCAAACACCCUUCCAGGUGGAGCACUGGAAAAAGCCUGCCUUCUUACAGACAAGCCCCCCCUUGGCUGCAAGCCCAGCACAGUGAGGCUCUUCAGUGUAGCAGGAGACUUCUUCCUCAUUCUCCACCUGCCUGUCCAGGACAGACACAUAAUCUCCUUCACCCCAGCUCCCCACCCCAGCAGCUGUGGUGGUGGUAGUGAUGGUGGUGGUGGUAGGUUUUUCUUUGUGAUCCUAGAGUGGCUGUAGGCCCGAGGCUUCAAGACACUGUCUACAGCCUGAGCAGGGUGUCUACUUGUCGUGGACUAGACAUAGCAGCCCUGCCCUUGUCCAACACUCCCCUUGAGGCAUGGCACAUCUCUGCAUGUCCCAUACCAGAUCUGACUCCAAAGUGCUGGGUGCAACGCGGGUGUUACUGAGUGCUUCCCGGGGAGAUCAGGUAGGAGAAGGCACGUGACCCAUUGCGCAAAAUAGCUUCAUCAAAUUGCAGCCCAGCAGUGGUGCCUUCCCUUCCUGUCCCAGGAACUUCAAACCCCCUGCUCUCCAGCCUGAACAUCUCCUACCCUCUGAAAAACUAGAGCCCAGUUGUGCAGCAGGCUAAUACCACUAGGUGCUGUUUCCCAGCAUCCUUUUCACCCCUUCACACACAGGGGUUCCAAGGAGGAACAAAACCUGCUACCAAAGCAGCCUUGGUGACUGCGUUCAUCUGUACCUUGGGUCCCUCUGGAGGUUGUGACUGCAGCACAAUCCUGUUCCCAGGACUCUAGCUUGCCUGCUGAGCCUGCCAGCCUUCGUAAGUCAGAUAGUUACCUGGCUCUGGGACUUUCUCCAGCACAGAUCCUUGGUCUAGAAAAUACAGACUGUUUGCAAAAUAAAGUCAAAGCAGAAACAACUAAAGGAAAUUUGUGAAAGGACAAAGGUGAUGGGUGGGAGAAGUCCCCAGGGCUGAUGGGAUAGCCAUGCUUGCAGCCAUCCUAGGAUUGGCCUUCUCCCCACCCCCCACCAUUACUGGGGCUCCCAAAGAUUCUUCCUUGUCCUCAUCACCCACAGAGCUGUAGCCAACUGUGGCAUUACCUUAUUUUACCCCAAAUUCCCAGCCCCACCCCUAAACCUUACUGGCCGUAGCAGAGAAUAGCUUUGAACCAAGAUUCUGUUGUAAUCAUUUAUGCUGUUUCUCCCCCAAGGCCGCCUUCCCAUGCCUGUCCCUCCUCCACAACCUGUUAACAUUGUCUUAAGGUGAAAUGGCUGUAAAAUCAGUAUUUAACUAAUAAAUUUAUCUGUAUUCUUCUUUCCCUCAGAAGACCUCUCUAGCAGG
Apodemus sylvaticus (European woodmouse) is the source of this 3478-nucleotide messenger RNA. RefSeq names its product GATA binding protein 4 (gene Gata4). Gene Ontology annotation, molecular function: RNA polymerase II cis-regulatory region sequence-specific DNA binding; DNA-binding transcription factor activity, RNA polymerase II-specific; zinc ion binding. Bases 669 to 1988 code for a protein of 439 amino acids. NCBI's taxonomy places the organism in Eukaryota, Metazoa, Chordata, Mammalia, Rodentia, Muridae. The transcript has 7 exons. Gene Ontology annotation, biological process: negative regulation of transcription by RNA polymerase II; cell fate commitment; positive regulation of transcription by RNA polymerase II. Gene Ontology annotation, cellular component: nucleus. The record is from RefSeq and is a predicted model, not a curated record.